Molecule: messenger RNA, 1695 nt
Organism: Cyphellophora attinorum
Lineage: Eukaryota; Fungi; Ascomycota; Eurotiomycetes; Chaetothyriales; Cyphellophoraceae
Product: putative guanosine-diphosphatase
Exons: 1
Coding region: 1-1695 (564 amino acids)
Biological process (GO): nucleoside diphosphate catabolic process; protein N-linked glycosylation
Cellular component (GO): Golgi apparatus; membrane
Molecular function (GO): GDP phosphatase activity; UDP phosphatase activity
Source: RefSeq, a predicted model, not a curated record
AUGUCCAACGCCGCGGCCUCUCUCUGGUCCUAUGUCCCCGGCGCCUCCCAUACCCGCCGACGUUCGUCCCUUCCCAAACACACAGGGCCCUCCUCAUCCUCGUCGACUCCCUGGGACCCAUUCGAGAAAUCCGACCGGCACAGCGCUGGCGGCGUGCAAUCGAGCACGCUGGACAACAUAAAGGCCGCCUGGAUGACCCAGUCGAGGCAAUCGCGCUACCUCAAGGCUGGCGGCGUAUUUACAUUCAUUGUACUCAUAUACUGGUUUUUAUCUUCACCAUCAACAGUGGGCUAUGCGGGCGGGAACAAUGUAUACACAAAGGAGAGCAGCCCGACGACGAAAUGUACGAAACCACACGACCCCAGCAAACCGCUGGUGCAAUACGCCAUCAUGAUCGACGCCGGCAGCACCGGCAGCAGAAUCCACGUCUACAAAUUCAACAACUGCGGCGCCACUCCCGAACUCGAGUCUGAAGAGUUCAAAAUGACCGAGAAGAAGCCCGGCGGAUCUGGUCUCUCCUCCUACGGCUCUGACGCCGACGGCGCAGCCAAAUCCCUUGACGUCCUCCUCCAAAUCGCCCUCGAAACCGUCCCGGACUCCUACAAAUCCUGCACCCCCAUCGCCGUCAAAGCCACCGCGGGCCUCCGCCUUUUAGGCGAGAUCGAGAGCACCAAUAUCCUCGACGCUGUCCGCACCCGCCUUGAGACCCAAUUCCCCUUCCCCGUCGUAUCCCGCGCAAAGGGAGGCGUCGAAAUCAUGAAAGGUGAGGACGAAGGUGUCUUCGCCUGGAUCACCACAAACUACCUGCUCGGCAAAAUCGGCGGGCCAGACAAAACGCCCACCGCAGCCGUUUUCGACUUAGGCGGCGGCAGCACACAGAUCGUAUUCCAGCCCACCUUUCCCAACGCAAAAGCCGGCGGUAUGCCCUCCACCUCCCAAAUGGCCGACGGCGACCAUAAGUACCGUCUCACAUUCGGCGGCCGCGACUUCGAGCUCUACCAACACUCUCACUUAGGCUACGGCCUCAUGUCCGCCCGCGACGCCCUACACGCGCUCGUCGUCGAUAAGGCAAAAGUCACUUCCCUCGACUCUCCUAUCUCCAAUCCCUGCAUCACCCCGGGAGAGACUAAGACCAUCAAAGUCAAGUUCCCCUCAACGCACGCCUCGUUUGCGGGCGAACACAAGGUCACCUUCACAGGACCAUCUGACGCCCUCCCCGCACAAUGCCGCGCCUUGGCCGAGGAGAUCCUGCACAAAGACGCCGCAUGCGCGAUAGCGCCAUGCUCAUUCAAUGGCGUUCAUCAACCCUCUUUGGCACAAACAUUUGCUCGAGAAGAUGUCUUUAUAUUCAGCUACUUCUACGACCGCACCGCCGAACUCGGCAUGCCUGAAUCAUUCACGCUGCGCGAACUGCACGACCUCACAGCCAAAGUCUGUGGCGGGCCGAAAGCGGGUUGGUCUGCCUUUGAAGGUAUCGAGGGUGCGAUUAUGGAGUUGGAGGGGAGGGCGGAGAGUUGUCUCGACCUGAGCUUCAUGAGCGCCCUCCUCCACACAGGCUACGACAUGCCGCUUGAUCGGGAGGUGCGAAUAGCGAAGAAGAUCAAGGGGAAUGAGUUGGGUUGGUGUCUGGGCGCGAGUUUGCCCUUGUUAGAAACCGGAAGCGGGUGGAGUUGUAAGGUCAAGGAGAUCUCGUAG